Molecule: messenger RNA, 3942 nt
Organism: Chroicocephalus ridibundus (black-headed gull)
Lineage: Eukaryota; Metazoa; Chordata; Aves; Charadriiformes; Laridae
Gene: LBHD2
Product: LBH domain containing 2
Exons: 5
Coding region: 290-664 (124 amino acids)
Source: RefSeq, a predicted model, not a curated record
GGGGGAGUGGUUUCCCCGCUCCGGCAGCGGCGGGGCCGGUCUGCGGGCGGGGAGGUGCCGCGGCGGCGGUGCCAGCGCCCGGCCCGGGAGGAUGCGGACGCGCUGACGGAGCUGCCGGCUCCCCUCUGCCGCCGUGCAUGGGCGGCGGGCGGCUGCCGCCUCGCCUCGCCUCGCCUGCCCCGCCGGCACUUCUAGGAUUUGACAGAGUUUGCACGACACUUCGUCAACAACGUGAGCAUCUGCAGCAAGGACAGUUUUCAGAAGCAACAUCCGUGGACGUGACUGAAGCAUGACAGAGGUGAUGAACACACGGGAACCGGUGAUGGAGGAAUUCGCGCUCAGCCAGACUCCUGAGGAAGAAGGAGGCCCUUCAAGCCAGGCCUUCCCCGACUCACGUGAGAAGUACCCCAAGCUGUCCAAAAGACUGCCGUCGAUCGUGGUGGAGCCGACCGAGUCUGGGGAGGUGGAGAGCGGGGAGCUGCGCUGGCCUCCUGAUGACCUGAAAUCGGCAGAAGACAAGGGUCUUCAUGGUGACCAAAGAGUCUGUGUCCAGCAGCAGCAGCAGCAGCAGCAGAUGGAUCUGGAAGAUACUUCAGCGCACUCAGCUCAAGAAGUGGAAGACAGUACAGACACUCUGGAAAGCAGAACUGAAGAGGACGAGUAGGGACUCCAUGGCCUCGGAAGUGAAACUUCAUUGUGAAUGUUGUUGGAAAGCUAACACACUCUGAAGACAUGUCAAAGUAAUCUGUAUUUAAAUCUGCAAGGGUUUUAUUUAGUUAGUACCUGGUAAGAAGCGUCUGGGCUUUAGAACUGUUCUUUUCAACAUUUUGAUUUUCAGGCUGGGAUUCAUAUUAUUUGUUUAAUUUUUCCUUGGGGAACAGUGGGACGUGUUAGGAAAUAUGAGAUUAUCAAGGAAAAAUGUUCCUAAUUUCAAUUAGCACACUUCAUUGGAUUUACCUUUUUCAAGCAAGGCUGCUUUCAGGUAUCAACAGCAGGACAAAGGGGUUACAUUUCUACAGGAGGGAUGUCUUAAAUCUAAAACCUUUAUUGUUUUUAGCCAUUUAAAACUAGCACUGUGAUAUUAUGGACAAUAGAUGUAAUAUAAUGUCACCAUUUGAUUUUGUAACUUUUGUAUAGAGACGCAAGUGUAAGAUUUGCCUCCAGGCUGCCGCCCCGGGGUGGCCCAGAGCAGUUCUCUCCCUUUGGCUAACCUGUGCAAAUUUGGAUGAACCAGCCUUUUCUUAGGCACCUUUUCAACAAGGCCGACGCCUCUCAGAAACGCUUUCUUGCUGUACAUUGACGAAGCAGAUGAUUAGCUAGUCGCUGGUGUUUGUGGAGUGAGGCUGUCCGUUGUAGGCUUGUUCGGGUGGAUCGUGCUGUUCGUGCACUCUUCAGGCCCAGGUCCAGCCGUGGUGUGGCGUGCUCUUCUCUCCCUUGAAGCCAACAGGAUGGCUCCCGCUUCCGCCAGGGCUGGAUUUGUCCCACCUUGCUAAUAGAAAUUGUUGUGACAAUUCUUCUUUCGGUAUGUUUUGUGUAUAACGUAGGUGCAGAGGCCCAGCUGUUCCUCCCUCAACCCGAGCCGAGGGGUGGUUGGAGGUGGGUGAUGGGAGCUCCAUGACACGGCCCAAACCUGCCCUCCAUUUUGCUUGGUGCCAGGUCCUCCCCAAGCCACCCGCAGUAGUGGGGGGUGGAGGAGAGGCGAGGUGGUGGGACACACACCUGCCUCUCUCCUGCCGGAGUGGCACUGCUGGUGGGAGCACGGGCGCCAGGGGUGCCCUCACCUGCGGCAGGCCACCUUGGCUUUGGUUGCAUGGCCCCCUCAGCUUUGGUUACAUGGCCAUCUUGGCUUUGGUUGCAUGGCCACCUCCUGGAGACCAGAGCUCAAGGUGGGACAAGCUGACUCUGGACACCUUGGGCCCCCAGUGUGUUUUCCUUGGGGAUCUGGGGGCCAUUUUAACAAGGAUGAACCCGUUCCUGCACAGGGACGUCCCACAGACUCCCUCCCACCGUCCCAGGAGAAGCACCGAUCUUGGGCCAAAAUGCUUCCCUUUGGACAGUGUUGGUGGAGAUAGACAAUGCAUGUACUCAAAAGGGAUUGGCUGUGUCAGUGGUGAGUGUCCCAUAAGCUACAAAGUUGGCGUUCUCCAUCUCUGCAGGGCUGGAUGGGGUCUGUACUUCCAAUUAAUGUUGCAGCCGGAAGAAGCCGCUCGCUGUAGGUGGAACGAAAUAACAGGAUUUCUUCCAGCGUUAACUCCUAAGUUGACUUCCAAGUGCUUUCUUUUCUCCAGUAAUAAUUUUCUCUAACAGCAGCUUUUAAUUGUGUGAUGGUGGAUAAAAUUUACUGGCCAGAUGUAUUAAUAAGAUAAGUUUAUACCUUCUUAGCACCCAAAUUUAAUAUAUUUACUUACAAAGAAUUCUGUGCAAUGAACGUUUAAUACAAAGGAAAGAGACUAUUUUACUUCAAAGCAACAUUAAUUUAUGUACAAAACUAUUGCUCAUUAUUUGGGGUGUUUGGGAUCUAGAACCCUUUUUAUAAGCAGUGUAGUAUAGUAUAAUGUGAUACUUAAGUUAAACUUUGCUCUCUCAACCUAUAUAACAAUCUGUUUUGCCUUCUCAGUGUAGACUCUCUUACCUACGCUGUCACAGAAUUAUUUUGUUGGAUGAGUGGGAUCCUGGUCAGAGCACCGGAUUUCACCAGAGUAACUGAAGGUUUCAGAGCACCUCCUAAAUCUGGCUGCCGUCCCCGUCACCCCCUUCGCUGGUGACAGUUUUCUGGUAAAGCCAACGGAGCGAGAACAAGCUCAGGCUACAUGUUUGGGUAGCACACGAGCAACGAGAGGAGGUCCCCAGCUCGGACCCGUCUGCAGCUGGUCGUGGUGGGAGGAAAGCUGUGCUGGCCAGGCGGCCGAGCGGAUGCAAAGUGCUCUUUAAACGCUGCUUUUGCAUGGACCAUCAAGAAGUUUUACAAAGCUCUGGGGGAAAAACAACGACGGUGACGACAUAUUUUUAGCUGUGUGAUUUCCUUUCAAUCUGCGUCUGCCCAUCUCCGCAAGGAACGACGUUAGACAUAUCACUUAAUUUUCUUCUCGCUUUAUAAAAGGAAAAACAGUUGUUUGAAACACUUCCCCCAAUUUUAUGUGCUCUCUAUCUGCUUUCAGACGCUCCCUCCCUUCCUGCUCUGGAUGGCCCUUAUCCUAUUUCCACCUGAGGUCAAUGGCACUUCCCUAAAUAAGUUUCCCAAAGAAACAACAAAAUUCUACAUACACCCUGAAAAAACGCCAGGCAGCAGUACUUUUUUCAUCUGAGUACCUAAAGCUACAGCCCAUAUAGAAAUGCCAGAUUUCCUCCUUCCAGCCUAAUUAUUCCUCUUUUUCCUUUUCCCUCUCUCGCGCUUCUCCCUCGAAGUAUUUUACCUGAAGCAAAUGGAUGCUUCAGACUAAAGCUUUCUCCUAAAGCCGUGUGGCCUCAGUUUAAGAACCACACAAAGCCAAACUCCUCCUCCCAUUUUUAUUUUUCUGAACAUGGGCCAGAGGCCCUAAAAUAGGAGAGCAAGAUAGAGAGAAAAUUGUUUUAUACAAACAAGUCCUAUUUAUUCAACUUGCAGGUCUAUGAUUGUCCACUUAAUUUGUCUGUGUGCAAGUGUCAUCUCUCUAAUAAACUCAAUAGUUGUUUUGUAUUUUUUUCUGGAUUAAAAGCUUUCUAGAAACUAAAAAGGAAAAAAAAAAGACAUUCAGUCAUAUUUUUCUAGUCUAGCUUGUAGAAUAUUUCAUGUAGUGCAGAAAGGAAGUUUUAUGGAGUAAGACAUUGUUGGAUUUUGCUCUAUUUCCAUUCUUUCUAAUUUUGUAAAAUGCCACCUGUACAUAAUACUCGACUAAUGUAUGUCCUGUAGAUGUAUUACACCAUUUAGCCUAUUAAAUGCCUAUACUGGACCGGUUGGAAGAA